This is a messenger RNA of Scleropages formosus (Asian bonytongue), 3259 nucleotides long. It is a transcript of the gene brms1, whose product is annotated as BRMS1 transcriptional repressor and anoikis regulator. The transcript has 11 exons. The record is from RefSeq and is a predicted model, not a curated record. Lineage: Eukaryota; Metazoa; Chordata; Actinopteri; Osteoglossiformes; Osteoglossidae. The coding region runs from base 105 to 1202 and encodes 365 amino acids.
UAACACUGUCCUGAGGAAGUAAGAGACUUUACGAAAAUUUGUUACAUUUCUACGUUGGUCUUUGCCAAUUAAUAAUAAUUUUAAAAAAAUCCCAAAAUAAAGCGAUGCCAGCUCAACCAGCCCCAAGGGAGCCCGAGGAGGAGAUGGAAGUUGAGGGUGAGCCCGAGGUGCCGGAAGCCAAUGGGGUGCUGGACGAGGAGCGAGAGCGAGAAGGUGGCGAGGGUGAGGAGACAGCGGAGGAGAGCGGGGAAGACCGAGAAAGCGAAAGAGGGAGCAACCCGGAGGACAGCGAAGCUGAAGAGGAAGAAGAAGAAGAGGAGGAGGAGGAGGAGGAGGAGGAAGAGGAGGAGGAGGAGGAGGAGGAGGAGAGUUCAGAGAUGGACGAUGAGGACUGUGAACGGAGGAGAUUAGAAUGCCUGCACGAAAUGUCAGACCUGGAGAAGCAAUUCCUGGAACUUAAAGACAAGCUGUUCCGGGAGCGGCUGAGCCAGGUGAAAAUGAAACUAGACGAAGUGAUUGCUGGGCGGGCAGCGGAGUACAAGGAGCCGCUGGCUGUCCUCCACAAGAACAUGCAGCUACGCACCGAGGUUGCCGGGGUCUACAAAGAGCUGUGCCUACAGGUGAUCAAACACAAGUAUGAAUGUGAGAUACAAGGCGCCCGGCAACACCUGGAGAGUGAGCGAUCGCUACUGCUGGACACCAUGAAGACAGAGCUUCUGGACAAGAUACACAGGCUGGAAGAGGACUGGCAGAGCAGAGACAUCAGCUCAGAGUGGUGGAGCGAUGAAGGGAGAGGGAAGAAGUAUAAAAAGAGGAGUCACUCCAUGCGACCCGAACGAAGGAAGAAAGCAGCCCUGGUGUCCGGGCCCUACAUAGUCUACAUGCUGAGGGACAUUGACAUCCUGGAGGACUGGACUGCCAUUAAAAAGGCGAAAGCAGCACUUUUGCCACCCCUGAAGAAGAAACCUGAAAACAGGCAGCAGUACUGCGCUCGCUGCCAGGGUGGUGUACUCUACUAUGAGGGGGAGCGCUUCUGCAAAGGGAACACUAUCCUGCUGAAUAUCAAGGAGGAUGCCACCUCACAGGCGGUGAUAACGGCAGUGAGCACGGGGGAGGUCUGGCUGAGGCGCACGGACGGCAGCAAAACCAAGAUCUACGUCUCGCAGCUGCAGAAAGGCAAAUACACCAUCAGCAAAGUGUGAGGGAGAAGACGGUUGGUCCUCGAGCGCCUUUCAGCGCGAGUGCAGGCACGCUCUAGCUGCCUUGGGCCGCACUCUGAUUCUAACCAAUAUUUGCACUUGGAUGAGUACUACUAGGACCUAUUUAUCACUACGAUAACCUUAGCCCCACUUAUUUAUAUUGUUUCAAAAACUGUACGUUGGUCAGAAAUGGUGUUUUUAAAUAGACUAUUUAAAAAAAGAGGUCUUCAGUAACCAUGUAUUUAUGUCCAUCUGUCCAAAAUCCCGACGUAGUUUUGUCGCUGAUCUGAUGCUAACGUCAGACUGAUAACAGGAGAGGACGUGACCGAGCAACGCAGUGGAAGUACACUGGCUCUGUGUGUCGUGGAGCAAAAGAGACCGGAGUUUUCUCAGCCGGCUGUUGGUUAAAACACUCGGAAACAGCAUACGAAUGUGGGAGCGCUUUCAUUCAACUCACUUCCGCGGUGUUUGAGAUCAGUACUAAGGUGAGGAACACUGCACAUCAAUGGGAUUAAAUCAGUCUGCAUUAAAGAGGAGUCUGUGGAGACGGUCUUUUUAUUUUCAGUCAUCUCGAAUCAGUUUUAGUAACCUCCGACUUAUGUUAAAAAUGUUAAAAUGAAACGACAGUAUUUUACGUAUUGAAGUUUUAUGCAAGACUGUUACAAAACUUCACUCGUAAAUAUAUCAAAGGACACCUCUAUUAACUUUUUAAUGGUGCACAUAAUAAAUUUGAAAGUGUCCAGAAGCUGAUGGGAUGAACAGGUCAACUGUCAGGAUUGAUGAGAAGGUUGAGGAAAUGAUGGAUUUUUCACAUAUUUUCAGUAAUUUCAUAUUAGUUUUAAAUGUUUUAAGUGAAGUCUGAGAUUUUUAUUUAACUAUGAGGAUGCUAUAGAACCUAACCGGCGAGUUAAUUGAAGGACAUCUUUAUUGUUCAGCUUUCAUUGAUUGUGACUGUGGUGAAAGUGACACUAGCUUUACAAAUGCACUCCUGAAUUAACUUGUGUCUCCGCGUUGUCUGUAAGCCAGCGUAACGCACACAUGGUGCAGUUCUCUGUGUCGCUAACAGGUGGCGCAGUGUCUUCAUCCACACGGUAGACGAGCACGUCGUGAUGCUCUGCAUAGCGAUCAGCGCAUGGCUGUGCUACGCACAUAUGGAGUCGCGCCGAUAAAUGUAUCUCGAACCGCGCGUGGCAAAGCCUGUCUGCUUCACGGCAAUAAAAUUAACUAUUUGUUCCACACAUCUUCAGCUGCUCAUGGCUAGAGGGGCCAACUGCAGUAACUCAAGUCACAUUGCUGAAGGCUCUUAUUGUGCAAUCUUUGACUGUUUUGGGACAAAUGUCACACUUCAGCCUGCUCUCCUUAAUAUAAAUUAAAUGUCAGAAUUGAAGCAGCAGUUUAUUAUUCUCGGCAGAACAGCGUGCACAGUCAACUCGGGGAAUUGAAGUCUCCCAAGGACUCUCCAUUUCCUGUCGGUGUGGUACGACUGGAGCAAUUUAUGAAUUACCCUUGGGACCCCUGACUACUGCAAACUCCACACUCCUACUGAAACAGAUUAAAUCUCAAAUUCCAAACAGGUUUGAUUAUGAUUUUUAAGCACAGCGAAGCAAACGUGUUCUCGCUAAGCAAAAUUACCGUUUUGUAUCGUGUAGCGUCUUAAAAUUGCAGAGUUAAUUUGAAGACGGUGCAGAAACAUAUGGUGAGCGUCUGCUGAUAUGCAGAUACGGGGUGGAUAGAGAAAUACUUGUCUGUUUAUUACAGCAUUGUGUUUUAAGAAUGAUUAGUCUUGAGUUAAAAUAAAAUACUGUAUCACUACCCAUAUAUUCUUAUCAGCUGAUGAAAGAUUACGUUGUGAAAUGAACGGGUUAAAGACCACAGGAUGACUGCUCUCCUCCAGAACCUUGAUAAUGUCAUACAAUUGCGAAUCCCAGCUGUUUUUUUCUAAAACUUUUACAAACAAUAUCUAGGCAGUCCCAGGUCAAAGAUUCAACAAGGUAAUGUAAUUGUGUUUAAUUUACUGUUAAUCACUGCUGUACCGUGAGGACAUGGCACACAGACACUGC